Suillus discolor is the source of this 1002-nucleotide messenger RNA. RefSeq lists its product as uncharacterized. The transcript is spliced from 10 exons. The coding region runs from base 1 to 1002 and encodes 333 amino acids. Lineage: Eukaryota; Fungi; Basidiomycota; Agaricomycetes; Boletales; Suillaceae. The record is from RefSeq and is a predicted model, not a curated record.
AUGAGACAAGAUAUCGAGAAACUCGCCAAUGCUAGCACCAGUAGUGGGAGUGGGAGGAACAGCGUGGGUGACAGCAGGGGUGAUGACUGGAGUAACAGUGGAAGUGAUGGUGGGAGUGAUGGCAGGAGUGACAGCGGGAGCGGGGGUGGUAUUAGACUACCCAAUGAAUUGAAAUCUGAUCCCUUACUUUUGCAUGGGAGACAUUUUGGCCGCACAGUUUUUGCUCUCUGCAACUACCCUUCCCUUCUAACUAACGGUAUAUUACAACUGGAACAACUGGAGGAAGCGUCCAUUGAAGAUUUUCCUGCUGAAGAGCGGCGAGAGCAUUUUGUAUUUGAAAAGCUCUUGGACUCAUACCCUGGGCUUCUAGAGCGACUGCGAGAAGGCUCAGAGGAAGAAGUCCUUCAUGUCGGAGAACUAAUCGGUAAGGGGGCAUCUGCUGCUCGAGGUGAAGAUACAAAGUCAUUGAAGCCUGUGGUGAUCGAUUGGAUAGUACCUGUGGGAGAAUUGCAAAGCGGUGAAAUUGCUGUCAGCGGAGACCAAUGGCCUCGUUUUUUGUACACCAAUGAGGCCUAUGAUCCAGAUGAUCCUUGGAAUGGCCUUCUUAUCAAUGCAUACAGGCAUGUAUUUACAUCACCAAGCUCAGUGGAAAGAGAGCCCAAGGCUACACGUGCUGGCAAUUCUCGCCUUCAUGGUAUGACUUCUGUCACUGCUCCUUCUGUCGCAUAUAUCGCAAUGCAGGUUCAAUUCGCACUCAGUUCAUCAUCGGUAUUUUCUUGCACAGAUACAGUAACUGAUUCAGAGACUUUCUAUCACUCUAUUCUUGACCUUUUUGAAGAUCCAGAUGAAAGAGGUGAAGUCACAGAUUUCCUGGUAUGGUGGAAUCGUCAGAUAUUUCCUACUUCAACCGCAGCUAAGCGAACUCUCAAAGCUAAUAGUGCUCUCUCCAAGAUUUGCCAAAAGCGUGCAGCUCUCAAAGAUUCAAAUGAUAGUACUUCGUAG